AAAACUUCAGAUCCAACACAACUCUCCCUCUCUGUUUCCUCCAUAGCUUUGAGCUUAGAGCUUAGAGCUCUCCACAUUCUUCAACCUCUUUGCUCAAGCUCAAAUUUUGACUCCAUCAAUGGCUUCCCCUAACAACAACAAAUCGAAGAAUCAAUUAGUUUCCACUAUGAUCAAACAAGGUUUCAUUUCCAACCCAUAUCUAUCUCCUUCUCCUUCCCCACCUCGUACCUCCAACCCACCUUCCCCUAUCCAAAUUCCGACCCGACCCAGUAAUCCUAGCCCGACCCUUUUCGAGAUGAUGUCAGAGGAGCAGACCCGCGAGUCCAAACACUCACUCGAAUCGCGAUACCGAACGCAAGAGAGAGUUUCGAGGGUUUUGGCUGAUGCUCCGUUUCCGGCGGUGGGUGAUGUCAGGCUGACGAUAGCGGCGCGUGAUGGGUUUAAAGUUUCUAUGGAUGUUCACCGGAGAGUGCUAGUCGGACGGAGUAGGUUUUUCGCUGAUAAGCUUCAGAGAAAUGGGUCGCAUUCGGUUGAGAUUCUUGAUUGUGAUGACGUGGAGGUUUAUGUGGAAACAUUGGUGCUUAUGUAUUGUGAUGAUUUGAAGAAGAGAUUGAUGGGUGAAAAUGUUAACAAGGUCCUGGGAUUGCUUAAGAUAUCUUCAGCAAUUAUGUUUGAUGAUGGAGUGUUGGCUUGUUUGGAGUAUCUGGAGGCUGUUCCUUGGUCCCAACAAGAAGAGGAACAAGUAGUAUCUCAUCUCAGUCAACUUCAGCUUCCCGAUUCAGCAGCUGAUAUACUUCAGAGACUGGUUGCUGAACCAUCAACAUCUUCAAGAUCCGAUGACAUUCUUCAGAGGCUACUUACUGGUGUUUUACAUGCCAAGGAUGAUAAAGCCCGCAAAGAGAUGAAAAAAGUGAUAUCUCGUUUGCUAAGAGAAAACACUAGCAAUAGUAGCAGUCAUGAAAGUAAUCUUGAUAUCUCAAGGGAUACUCUGUAUCAUUUUUGUCAUAGAUGCCUCACUUCUCUAAUACUUAGCUUGUCCGAAGCUACAUCCGUGGAUGAUAACAGGCAGCAGGACCGAGGGGUUCUAAUGGGUGAGAUUGCUCGUGAAGCAGACAAUCUGCAGUGGCUAGUUGAUAUCCUAAUCGACAGGAAAAUGGGGGAUGAGUUUGUGAAACUAUGGGCAGAACAAAAAGAACUCUCCAUUCUACACUCCAAGAUUCCCACCAUGUAUCGACAUGAAAUCAGCAAGAUCACUGCACAACUUUGCAUUGCAAUUGGUAGGGGAAAUUUGUUAGUGCCAAAAGAUGUUAGAUAUUGUUUGUUAUCGACAUGGCUGGAAAGUCUAUAUGACGAUUUUGGGUGGAUGAAGAGGGCUGGUAGAUCAAUUGACAAGAAGCUGGUUGAAGAGGGACUUGGUCAGACUAUUCUAACACUACCCUUGGCUCAACAACAAACCAUUCUGCUUAACUGGUUCGAUCGAUUCCUUAACAAAGGAGAUGACUGUCCCAAUAUUCAGAGAGCUUUCGAAGUUUGGUGGAGAAGGUCAUUCGUUAAACAAUACACAGUCGAUUCUCAGUUACAAUUAGCUAUCUUCGAUUAUACAGAGUGAGAAGGAGAGAUUGUACAAUGUCAAUGUUGGUUUGUUACAUGCUCCUAUACACACCAAUGUAUAUAUGAAAUGCAUGCACCAACCAUUUUUUCAAACAA
Messenger RNA from Solanum verrucosum, 1707 nucleotides. Its product is annotated as BTB/POZ domain-containing protein At5g60050. Lineage: Eukaryota; Viridiplantae; Streptophyta; Magnoliopsida; Solanales; Solanaceae. Bases 119 to 1609 code for a protein of 496 amino acids. Gene Ontology annotation, molecular function: protein binding. The record is from RefSeq and is a predicted model, not a curated record. The transcript has 2 exons.